CAUCGACUGCUUUUUCUGAGCCAUGGAGAUUCGAAAGGUGCGUUUGUGCACACCAUGGACAGAGCCCCAGGUCUUAUGGGAAGGCCGUGCUCCGGAGCUGAUCAUAUCGGACUUUGGUGCAGUUCUUCAGGGCGGUGUGAGUAGCAAUUCAGCUGUCCGCCCCGGCACCUGGCGCCUGGGUCUGCUGGAGGGCCCCAUGCCACCCGAGGGGCUGCGGAGCCUGGUGCUGGCUGCCCCCGAGCGUCCAGAACGACUGGAUCUGCCCAAGUACGACCGAGCUGCGCUGUUGGACAUUGAAGGAGAGAGGUUGACCCUGAUUCAAGGUGAUGGUGCCAUCGUUCGGAUACAGCUCAGUGGUGUGGCCUGGCUAUUUGCAGCGCAGCAGAGCUUCAGCAUCGAGAAGCAGCGCAUCUGUUUUCGCCAAAGUGAGAACUUUGUCUUUCUGGAAGGCUUCUACACCAGCACCUUCCUGCCUACAAAGCAAGAAGAUGAGGUCAUCGGCACUCUGCCUGCUACAUGCCGGCCAGCUGGAGGCCGACGCUGCUACUUGUCUGUCUGUUUCUACGACAACCAUAUACAUGUCUUCUGCUUUACUGUGGACGGCGAAACUGGGAGGAUUCUUGCCAGACAAAGCCACGUCCAGGGCAGAGCCCGCGAUGGCCACAGCUUUGCAGUGAACAGCCGGAAAGUGCUGGAGUUGGCAGUGCCCAUGAGCUCGGUUCGUUUCGUCGUGAAACCAGGAACCCCUCUGCAGCUGCUGGCGGCUGCCCGACCACCCAAGCAACACGCUGCCAGGAAACAACUUGCAUAUUUGGGCCUUCAAGACACUGAUGCAGAGGCCGAAAGAAGCCCAGAUGAAUUGGAUGGUUUUCAAGUUGCGACGUGUUCGAGACUGGGCCACCUGGUGAUGCUAGAUGGUGCAGUACUUUUGACUGCACGCCACCGCUACACAGCCUUUGCUCAGUUGCCGGUGGGGUGCCGUCCGGAUCAGCGCAUCACUCUGGUGGUGGCCAGGGGGUUACCCAACAACCAAAUCAUCAUGGAGAGGCUCGACAUCACCCCAGAGGGCGAGUGCAUGUGUCCUCAACUUCCAGAAACGCCAGGUGAGACCCAUGCCAUCCAUCUGUGCGGUGUGGUUUUUGGAGUCCCCGCAAUCUGCGAUGGCACCUCCACUGGCCCUCCGGCGAUGUCGGCGCAGCCGAUGUUGCCAGUGCCACAGCGUGGGAACGACCUCAAUGAAGCCCUCAGCAGUUUCAGAGACGAGGAGGACUCGCCUUCCUUGGCUUUCAAACGCCUGCAAGAGCUUGAAGCCCGUGAUCGACGCUUCAGGGAUAAGUUUCACAGUGUCGCAGAGUUCAAGGAAUUCGAGCGAACCCUGCAGUGGUUCAGAGCUCAUGAUUGUACUGAGAGCCAUCGAUUGACUCACAGCUGCUUCAAGGGGCGCUCAGAUUUCACGCAGACAGGUAUGCUGGUCUUUGACACUGAAGAGGAUUUGGAAGGCCUCAACAAGGCCAUUGCGUGGCUCUUCGAACGACACAUCCCAGUGGUUUUGAUGGAGCGUCAGACGCGCAUUUUUCCGUUGAUCUUUGACAUGGAUCUGAAGGUGACCUCCAGUGCCAUGUUGGAUGCUGUGCCGGAGCGCAUCAAACGAGCGCGGCCCUGGCGGUCACGCGUGGAUUUCUGUCGCUGGCAUGGAGCUGAUUGGUUUGUCCUCAGCGAGGAUUUGGUGCUUUUGCGACAUUUGGGGAUGAUUGUUUUCCAGUUCUUUCCAGAUCUUCCUUUGAUCGACUUCUGCAUCUUCAAUGCCUCGGGCUGGGAUCGCGUCAAGGAAUUGGUGAAGGUCUCCUUGCAUUUGGUGGCACCCUAUGUCCUGGUGACACCAGACCGGCUCACGGCCAUCCGGGAGCGAAUGUUGGAGUACCUGGGAGAAUGUUCAGAAGUGGAAGAUCAUCCGCUGGCGAAGGUGUUGCAGACCUACCUGGCUGAAUCAGAUGACAACACUUGGGACAAGGUGGUGGAUCAGACUGUAACCAGUGGCACCAACGGCUUGCGGAUGCCGUACUGUGACAAGGCACAAAGGAUAUUGAAGCGCGAGUUUGUGGAGCGAAAACAGAAGGGCGAGUUCUUCACGGAACGAGAGCUCAUGGAUCAACAUGCUUAUCUCAAAGAAGAAGCUGGACGCCCAUGUCUACCCGAAGGCAUCUUGCGCUUGAUCCCAUGCAAGGAUCUUGAAAACGAUUUAGCUCUUCCAGAGGCCAGAUGGAUGUGCAAAGGAAAGGAUUUGCCCAUCGACGAAUGGAUCCGCCUUGGGCGGUGUCGCCAUUCCUGGCGCCUCCCUUUGGCGCAAGGGCCGACUUUGUGGCGACCGCCCUUGCGCUACCAGUGGGCUGAACCUGCUGCACCUUGGGAGGACCGUGCGCAGCUGAAAGGGAGCCCUGUGGUGCGGCGUUUCGAGGGCAGCAGCCAGGAAUUUCGACAACGUUGGCAGGAGGCAGUCAGUGAUAGCAAGCUGCUGGGACGGUGGCUCUGUGGAACCAAAGAUGCGCGUUGGCGCGGUGGUUUGCAGGAAGAUUCCACCCAUGAGGUGCGCUAUAUUCUACGUGCUCAACGUGUGGUUCUGUUGCUGUCCCCUGAGCCCUCAGCUGCUUUGACCUUCACCGAGUUCCGCAAGGUGCUGAAUGGCUGGACCAAGCCGGAUGAUGUGCAUUGUGUUCCCAUUUGUGGCUCACCCAUGGAUUCACAGUGCUCCGCUCUGCAUACGAUCGUAGCCCCUUCGGAGGAGUUCCCCACCAUCCAGGCAGCCCUUGAUGCGGUACCUUUCGACGAGCCCCUCCAUCGAGUCUUGCUGCAUCACGGCGUUCAUGAAGUAGACACAUUGGAAUUGCGUAGCCCUGUGUUGCUAGAAGGUGAAGGUCGAUGGGAGACGACCCUUCGCUCCGGCCGCGGCCCCGCACUGUGCAUCAGCGGCCCCGGCGCCCACAGCGCCAUGGUGCGGAACCUGCGGCUGGUGGCGGCGCCCAACGCGGCGGCGGUGGAGAUUCACACGGAUGGAGAGCCAGCGAUUGUGGGCUGCAAACUCUUUGCUGAAGGUGCCUGGGGGACGUGUAUCAAGGCAAAGGGAGGAUCGCCAAUGAUCCUGAGGAACUUUGUUUCAAGUGCUCGUUGGGGCUUGGUCUUGGUAAACGCUGCGGGCCGAGUGGAGGACAACAGUAUCCGAGGUUUGGGCGAAGCUGGCCUGGUAUUGGUUGGUGGUAGCACUUUCGUACACAGGAAUCAUAUCGCGGACUGUGGUGGCCCUGCGAUUUUGGCGGUCGCAGAUUGCCGCGCGGUCUUGCAAUCCAACGACGUGCGAGAGUGUUUGUCUGGCGUCAAAGUCGUGGGAAAGCAUUCGGAGAUCCAAAUGCGUACUGGCAACCGACUGCUUCACAAUGGCCUGGUGGAUGAACACCAGUUGGAAGCACCUCCAGGAGUCAUUCCCGUCGGUGCCACAGCAACCAUCCGCAGCUGCAGGCCAUUUGCCUUCGUCCCCAAGAACCAAACAGAACUAGUCCAGCGCCUGCAGAACUGCAAGGAGUACUCCGAGUUGGUGAUCUUGAUCAGGGCAGCUCGUAGGAAAGGUUUGUGGCUCCAGGCUGCCCGUGCUUUCACUCGUUUGGACGAUUUGGCCAAAGAGGAGGCUGCUGCGAUAGCUGCCACACCCUUGGGAAUACGCCGACGUCAAGGCUAUGUGCCCAAGAAGCACGGUGCUGCGCCGGCACGGCGCGAGGUAUUAGUGUCUGGAAAGAGCUGGGAUGGACCAAAGGCGGGCUUUGGAGAGCAGUGCGUUGUGGUGGAACCUGGACUCAUGUGCGAGGUCCUUCGCCGUGAUCGAGGCUGGUUAUUGGUUUGGACCUCCAGCAACGAGAGGGGCUGGUGCAGCCCGCAUGUCUUUAGCUGAACAACUUCCACAAGUUGAGACAUACCACGUGGCAGCGACCGGCGUGGAACUCCCGAUGUUCCGCAGAUGUAGGAAAAACAUGGAAAACAUGGUGGAGCAAUGCUACAGGAGAAGGAUUCAGUGUUGUCGACUUGAUA
Molecule: messenger RNA, 4074 nt
Organism: Cladocopium goreaui
Lineage: Eukaryota; Dinophyceae; Suessiales; Symbiodiniaceae
Source: the annotation of a GenBank genome assembly